GUAGAACUGGACUGGAGCCUUCUCUCGCUCGCUCACCACAGAAACUCUUCGCAAAGAGACAACAAGCAAACGCAAGCAGGCUGAGCUCGAACCGAAAAGCAAGACUAAUUAACAGAAGAGAAAAGUCCUCCGUAGUCCAGGAGGAUACAGAUGGCGGCCUCUUCUUCUUCAUCAUCGUCAUUCCUAACUUCCACCUUCUUCCCUCGCUCACCAACCACUUCCUUCCUCCUCCAACCGCGCUCCCUUCCCUCCCUUCUCCCUCUUUCCAAAUCCGUUUCUCUCCGUGACGGCCGGACGAGCGCCACCGCUCCUCCUCGCGCCGUCCUCUCUUUCCUCCGCAGGACUUCGAUCAGCUCUCUUCCUUCUCCCUCCGCAGUCUUUCCUUCCCGGAAAUGCUCCGACGACUUGACAGACUCGUCGUCUUCGGCUGCUUCUGUUGUCGAUGUAAUUCUUGUAGUGUGCGCCUCCGUCGCGCUGUCGUUGUCUCUGUUCCUGGCCGAUGUCGACUCCGCCGCUGCGUUCGUCGUCACCACUCCCCGGAAGUUGCAGGCGGAUGAGCUCGCUACUGUUCGCCUCUUCCAGGAGAACACUCCUUCCGUUGUCUACAUCACCAAUUUGGCUGUCAAGCAAGAUGCUUUUACUCUGGACGUGCUGGAGGUGCCGCAGGGAUCAGGAUCGGGGUUCGUUUGGGACAAAAAUGGUCACAUUGUCACCAAUUAUCACGUCAUUCGCGGCGCUUCCGAUCUCAAAGUGACUCUAGCUGAUCAGACAUCUUAUGAUGCAAAGGUCGUUGGAUUUGACCAAGAUAAGGAUGUUGCGGUGUUGAGUGUCGAAGCGCCGCUAGACAAAUUGAGACCCAUUCCUGUUGGUGUUUCUGCUGACUUGCUUGUUGGUCAGAAGGUCUAUGCUAUUGGUAACCCUUUUGGGCUUGACCAUACUCUGACCACCGGUGUCAUCAGUGGACUCCGUAGAGAAAUAAGCUCUGCUGCUACAGGCCGUCCAAUUCAGGAUGUUAUCCAGACGGAUGCAGCAAUUAAUCCAGGGAAUAGUGGAGGCCCACUUCUCGAUAGUGCAGGAAACUUGAUUGGGAUAAACACAGCCAUCUAUUCACCAUCUGGCGCAUCCUCUGGUGUCGGGUUUUCAAUUCCAGUCGACACUGUGAAUGGCAUAGUUGAUCAGAUAGUGAAGUUCGGCAAAGUCACCAGACCGAUAUUAGGAAUUAAGUUUGCGCCUGAUCAAUCAGUGGAACAGUUGGGCGUAAGUGGGGUGCUUGUCUUAGAUGCUCCUGCAAGUGGCCCAGCAGGCAAAGCUGGCCUGCUACCAACUAAACGUGAUGCAUACGGUAGACUCAUAUUGGGCGACAUCAUAACAUCCCUGAACGGGAAGAAGGUCGCGAAUGGAAGUGAUUUGUACAGAAUUCUUGAUCAAUGUAAAGUGGGCGAGACGGUGACGAUAGAGGUGCUCCGUGGGGAUCACAAGGAGAAGAUACCCGUAAUUCUUGAACCAAAGCCGGACGAGUCGUAGAUGGGAUUUGGCUGAAAGUGGUCAGUUCUUCAGCUCUCUGGUUGUUUAGGCUAUAGACAGCCCUUCUGCCAUGCAAUGCAAUUGUUUCACUGAAUUUGAGCUGGAGGGGCUUUGUUGUUGUACAUAUUCUGUAUCCGUCACUGGCUUAACUAUCAAUAUCUGCCUACAAUUAUGAAUUAUCACAGUGAUGUUAACUCACUACAGUCUCGACUCUCGAGCUUGCCCUUUCAGAAAUUCCGUAAGUGGGAUUUGGAAUGCUUGCUCGUGACUUGUGAUAUCGUCGUGAGAAUACUGUUCAUUUCGGUCAUGAAUACUCCAAGCUGGGCUUUAUCUGUGUUCGUGAUUGGGCUUUGGAUUCGAGAUGCGUACAGUGAAAGUUCCCUUGCUAUCAGAACCGGACUGAAUCGGACCGGCCAGAUACGUAAAACCACCAACCAAAUGCGAAAUCGGUUCCAGCUUCUAUUUAAAUGGCCAUAAGAUCAACACCAUGUGUCCAUGUCCUCUCCAUAGAGCGAUGUGGCUUCAUCGUUAAAAUUUUAAUUGGGGUGUGCAAUAUUAUGGCGCAUCUUCUUAUAUGGAUGGGAUUUCAAAGAUUAUGAAUAGCUAUGCCAUUUAUUUUUCUCAUUUUGUAAUUAGGACCAAUUGUACUAUCUAAAUUUUCAAGAAUGUAGAAAUAUCUAUAGAAAUGUUUUGAAUAGGUUGUUUGGAUAUUAUUGAGAAAUGUCAUUUUGGUCAACGAAAUUUUCAAUAUGGGUUUCCUUCUCUAUUGACAAUUGGGCAUGAGAUUUGAGAUGCUUUCAAUGGUUAGAGUUGUUGAAUCUGGUUGCCGUGUGCCUUGAUCAUUCUAUGAUUGCGAUAUUUGCUGAUUUUAGCUUCUAAAAAGCACAGGUCACCAAUAUGGAUGACAAUUACCCACUUAAUCCAUUUUUUUACAAGUAGAGGUCAACUAUGCAUGGAUUUGGGUAAUCUUUGUGUAGGGCAAGAUAAAUUAUGAGUCUUUAC
Molecule: messenger RNA, 2526 nt
Organism: Linum trigynum
Lineage: Eukaryota; Viridiplantae; Streptophyta; Magnoliopsida; Malpighiales; Linaceae
Source: the annotation of a GenBank genome assembly